AUGCUACCUACAGCCCCUCCGGGGGUGGAUCCAGACAUAUGGCAGCUGGAAUUGCCAAGCGUACUGGGCACAGCACAUCCUGAUUUUCAGGACCCGUCAAGCGCUGAUGAAACAGAGGAGCCGUUGUUCAUAGACAGGCCGCCGCUCAGUGAUCGCAUGACAGCCCUAGUGUCAUACUUUGAUGAUUCGCCCGGAGACAGAUCUGUGAGCUCGCUGCGUGAUGUGGUGAUUAAGUCAUACACAGCAGGCAUGUGCAACAUGGGUGGCCGGUCUGCUCUACGCCUGCACACAACAUGUCACCCAGACCUGGUGAAAUCUGUUUGCACAUUGAUCCGUGAUGUUUGGCCGGAUCAUUGCUUCACGAGCUUCACAAUUGCGGAGGGCUCCCUUCAGAAGUGGCAUCGCGAUCGAGGCAAUGCUUACGGUAUGAACUUGGUUAUUCCCAUUACUUACUUUCGAGAUGGUGCAUUAUACAUUGAAUCUCCAGAUGCUUCAACGGCUUCUUGGGUCACCCUUGCAGGCGAAACCCAUCGUGCCAUUCGUGUCAGCUUUGAUGAAGGCCCGGUCGCCUUCAACGCACAGCGGCAUCUUCACUGCGCCGAGACAUCUAUUGAUCGUCGGGUCAUUUGUGUUGCUUACUGCUUGCGUGGCAUCGAGCAUCUCAGUGCUGCACACUAUGCCACACUUUGCAACUUGGGAUUCAAUGCACCGCUUCUUGAGCCUCUGGCAGACGAUGAUGAGCCGCGAAAUUUGAUCUCAGGUGCCUUUACAGAUUUUCGUGACAUGCGCCGUCUCUCAUGA
Symbiodinium necroappetens is the source of this 801-nucleotide messenger RNA. NCBI's taxonomy places the organism in Eukaryota, Dinophyceae, Suessiales, Symbiodiniaceae. The record is from the annotation of a GenBank genome assembly.